AUGUCAAAUAAUGAUCAAAACAUCACGUCCUCUCUUAACUCAUUUCCUGCUAGUGGUUCUUUCUCACAUUUUUAUAGUCAUACUACUGUUACUAAUGAUAAUACUUAUGAGACUACCAAGGCUACUGAGGCUACUGAGAUUUUCCAAAAUACUCAACCCUCAUGUUUUCAUGAUGAACAGAUAAU
Molecule: messenger RNA, 185 nt
Organism: Racocetra fulgida
Lineage: Eukaryota; Fungi; Glomeromycota; Glomeromycetes; Diversisporales; Gigasporaceae
Source: the annotation of a GenBank genome assembly